AUGUCAUCUGGAAAACGUAGCGGCUCAAUUUCUGGAGAGGAAGAGAGAUACGCAGUGAUGGACGAGAAGAAACGGAGGAGAAUGAUAUCGAAUCGCGAAUCAGCGAGGCGGUCAAGGAUGAAGAGAGAACAGCACAUGAAGGAUCUCAAUGACCGUAUCAUGAAUGGAACUAUAAAACGCAACGGGUUCAUUCAGAAAAUCAAUGAAGUCUCGGAACAAUUUGCGGUGGUUGAAUCUGAGAACAUGAUUUUGAGAGCUCAGCGUGAAGAACUGAGACAAAGGUUGGAGAUUGCUGAGAUGGUUACAGGGUAUGUGUGUGAGUCAAGUGGCAAUGCAAUGGACAUUCCUCCUCAGGCUCAGGGUCAGGACUUUUGGCUUAGACCAUGGCAGCCUCAUGUCCAGGGCCUGCCCAUGAUGACCUCUGCUGGAAUUUCCCCGUUUUGA
Molecule: messenger RNA, 444 nt
Organism: Ilex paraguariensis (yerba mate)
Lineage: Eukaryota; Viridiplantae; Streptophyta; Magnoliopsida; Aquifoliales; Aquifoliaceae
Source: the annotation of a GenBank genome assembly